AUGGUUGGAUUAUUCACUUUUGAUGAGACCCAGUUCUCAAGAGGAUUUGAAACUGUUGAUUUGGAAGAUAGAGCUCCUGAAACAAUUGAAAAUGUUCAACAAAUCAACGGAGAAUCGUUUUUAGAGAGUAACUUAACUACUAGAUUGAAAGAGUUUAAUAGUAGUGAAAUUAAUAAUAGUCUGCAAAGUUUAGAUGAUGGAGAUUUAGAAGUUAAAGCAUUCGAAGCUGAUGUUGAAGAAUAUUCGGGCUUAAGUAUUCCAGAAAGCAAAGUUAGAAGAAGAUCCUCAGUUUAUAGAAGAUUAUCAAUUAGACCUUCAUCAGUUACAUCAAAUCAUCUGUUUAUGAUCCCUUCAAAUUUUAAUAAAGAUUAUGAAGACGAUAGGGCAACCAACCAAUUAGGAGAGAAAGAUUAUAAAAGGACAUUGCAAGAUUUUGAACCCAUUAAAGUUUUAGGUCAAGGAGCUUAUGGUAAAGUUCAUUUAGUUGAAGAUAAACACACUAGGAAAUUAUAUGCACAAAAACAAUUAAGGAAACCAGUUAUUAAUAUUCAAGAAGAUUCCAGAACCGAUAAUUUUCAUAUCAAAAGAACCAUUUAUGAACGUAACAUUUUAAGUAACAUUAAUCAUCACCCGAACAUUGUCAAAUUAUUUUAUGCGUUACAAGAUCAUGAUAAAUUCUACUUAUUUUUAGAAUACAUUCCAGGAGGAGAAUUAUUCCAUCAUUUAACUACGAAUAAUUCUUUGGGGAAUGUAUUUAAGGAAGAUGAUGUAGCAUUCUAUGCUGCUCAAAUGGCUUUAGGUUUAAGACAUUUACAUAAAUUAGGGAUAGUUUACAGGGAUUUAAAACCUGAAAAUUGCUUAUUGGAUGUAAGAGGUAAUUUGGUAUUAACAGAUUUUGGGUUGUCGAAAGAUAUUGGAAAUGAAAAUGAAGAUAAAUGUAAUUCAAUAAUUGGUACUCCUGAGUAUAUGGCUCCUGAAAUUUUGAAAGGAGAAGAAUAUGAUUAUGGUGUGGAUUGGUGGUCUUUAGGAUGUGUUAUUUAUGACAUGAUGAGUGGUAAACCACCUUUCACAGGUAAUUCUCACAAAGUCAUUCAGGAUAAAAUCUUGAAGAAUAAAUUAUCUUUACCAUUUUAUUUUUCACUUGAUGCUAAAGAUUUACUCAACAAGUUGUUGAACAAGAACCCCCAGAAAAGAUUCCAAAUAGAUGAUAACUGGGAGGUGUUCAAGAAACAUAGGUUCUUUAGGAAAUUGAAUUGGAAAUUAUUAGAAGUCCAAGAUGAUUCAAUUAUUCCACCUAUUGUCCCAAUAAUUACCGAUCCAAAACUAGCCGAAAAUUUCUCGUCCGAUUUCACUUCAUUAAAAGUCAGUGACUAUAAUAUAGAUCAAGCCAUCAACAUUCCCAUUAGUUCUGAAGCUCAUCCAUAUCAAAAUUUCCAAGGGUUUAGUUAUACUGCCAGUACAAGUUUCAUUGAUAAAUUUAGUUGA
Messenger RNA from Yamadazyma jaroonii, 1485 nucleotides. Lineage: Eukaryota; Fungi; Ascomycota; Pichiomycetes; Serinales; Debaryomycetaceae. The record is from the annotation of a GenBank genome assembly.